Messenger RNA from Linum tenue, 2891 nucleotides. The record is from the annotation of a GenBank genome assembly. NCBI's taxonomy places the organism in Eukaryota, Viridiplantae, Streptophyta, Magnoliopsida, Malpighiales, Linaceae.
CGAAUUCGCCGACCCAAUCCGCAGGUCCUGCAACGGGAUUGAUUGCUGCGAGAUCAGGAUCCCCUCCCGGCUCCAGGUGUUCAACGCCAGCUUCCGCGGCGCGCUGGGCAAGGCUGUAGGGAAGAAAUUGAGAAUUGGGGGAUGCAAUUUUGCUUACCUUGUUGACAAGCGAUGGAUGGAGGAUAGCAAGUUGAGUCCAGAUGUUGUUGGGUUGAGGAGCUCGGUUCCAGUUACGCUCACGUGGAUGGUUGAUAAGAAAUACUAUGGCUUGAUUGCUUGGCCUGGAGGCGAUGAUGAUGAAAUCCCAACCCAUGUUUGUACUUUUUUCAACUUCACGCCCAGGUUCCGUACUCUGAAGAGGGAGAUGGUGAAGUGUGAUUGCGCCAAUGGGUUUCAGGAGAAUCCCUAUCUUGAUGGAGGAUGUGAAGGUAAUGGAACAGUGCUUUAACCUCAAGCUUGAUUGCUACAGUGUGUUCAUGAGAAGGCAGAGGAGAGAGGCUGAUAGAAGUUUUCAUGCAGAUGUAAAUGAAUGUGAAGAUCCCAGCAAUCCUUGUGCUAAGCAGAAUCAGGGUUGCUUCAAUCUUAAAGGGAGUUUCAGAUGCAACAGAUACAAAUCUUCCAACUUCUUCAGCAGUCAGAAUUCCAGGAAUGUGAUUUUACUCGGUGUGAUGGUGGGAUUCAGCUUGUUGUUCCCGUUGUUUGGAGUGUGGUGGUUGUGCAAAGCAUUGAAGAGAAGAAAGAAGAAGAGACUCAAGGAGAAGUUCUUCAAGAGAAAUGGUGGUCUCUUGCUCCAGGAACAGUUAUCUACUGGGGAUGGAAAUGUUCAGAAGGUCAAGCUGUUCACUUCGAAGGAACUGGACAAGGCCUCCAACAAUUACAAUGCGAGCAGGUUGCUCGGUCAAGGUGCACAAGGCACGGUUUAUAAAGGGAUGUUGGAUGAUGGAAGAAUCGUUGCGGUGAAGAAAUCGAUGGUACUUGGUGGAGGGAAGCUGAAGCAGUUCAUCAAUGAAGUCGUCAUUCUCUCACAGAUCAAUCACAGGCAUGUGGUAGCAUUAUUGGGUUGUUGCUUGGAGACAGAAGUUCCUCUUUUGGUUUAUGAGUUUGUACCUAACGGUACACUUCAUCAGUUUCUUCAUAAUCAAUCCGAGGAGCUUGUUUUGACCUGGGAUGUGCGUUUGAGGAUUGCCACUGAAGUUUCUGGAGCACUCUCCUACCUACAUUCAGCAGCUUCUAUGCCCAUUUACCACAGAGAUGUCAAGUCCAAAAACAUCCUUUUAGAUGCUAAAUAUCGAGCCAAAGUAGCCGAUUUUGGGACUUCAAGGUCGAUCAAGAUCGAUGCGACCCAUCUGACAACUCGCGUCGAAGGUACCUUUGGCUACAUGGAUCCCGAGUAUUACCAAUCAAAUCAGUACACCGAGAAGAGUGAUGUCUACAGCUUUGGAGUAGUGCUAUUUGAGCUGCUAACGAGGAAGAAACCGGUGUCGUCGAAUGAUUCGUCCGAGGAAGUGAUGAGUCACAUCGCAUCAUUUAUACUCUCGUCAAAGGAAGAAGCCAGAUGGUUCGAGAUGAUCGACCCUCAAGUGUUGAAGGAAGCGAGAAAAGUUGAUGUACUGACACUAGCUAACUUGACAAAGAAGUGUGUAUCCUUAACGAGGGCGAGUCGUCCUACAAUGAAAGAAGUCACAAUGGUAUUGGAGGGGAUUCCUAGAGAGUCGCUAGGGAGUUGUAUAAAUGUUGAAUACGAUAACAAUUAAGUACUUGGUUGAACAAGAAAAACACAUGCACAGAAUAAUUGCAGUUUUGGAAGAGCAUCUCAAUAUGAGGCUCAUGCCUCAUGUUAAAUGGCUUAUCUUAUUCUCUUCACUGACUCGUGUUCAUAAACUCGUCAUGUUAAAGUGCAUCUCAAUCUGCAAUUGUUCCUAGUGCCAGCUGCAUAUGGUUUUCCACUCACAUCACCAGCAACCUAGUUUACUUUGAUGGACAAACCCGAAUUUCACAUAAGCAUGAGCAUUGUGCAGAAGCCAUCUACGACGUGCUUAUUGAGCUCGUUCAAGUCAAACCCACUAACUUUGGCUGGAAUUUUUAACUAGUAACAUACAUGUUUGUAAAAAACCAGCAGCCACAACAUAUUCGUUAACAAAAGCAGACAUCAAAGCAAAGGCAAGCUAGGCGAGCAGAAAGAAGAGGCGUAAAACAGAACAGAGCCCUUUUCUCUGCAAAAAAGCCAAUGGAAGAAGGUGCAAAGGUUUAUUUCAUCCUUUGAGUUGAGACCAUGCAAUUCGUUUUCGGAACGAGGAUUCUUAUAGUUUGCCUGUCCUAACUCUGUCAAAAGUAGAGCAAUUCAGUUCAGCUCUGUCAGCACUCAGCACAGCCAUAUCAUAAUAUGAGCCUACUCUUCUACUUUAGACCAAAAUCACCACUGUUCGUCGGAGUUCAUCUCAUCCAUCCGUCCAUUCAUUCAUCACCAAUUUGACGCUGAGAUUCCUGCACUCUCUUGGUAUGUUUACUAUCUAAGCCACCAUUUUUGCACAGCUGAAAUUGGACCUUGCAGGAAUGGACAGUAACGGCUCACAAGUGGGUUCACGCUCCUGCCGAUCUUAGCCCACCCACUUUGAUGAUACCCAGCAGUAACUGGAGCAUGGUACAUCAGCUUCAAUAGCUGCCCACAAAAAAACCAAACAAACAACAAAGCAGCAACUGAUUAGUAGUGGAAAUUCUCCUUGUUCAUUGCAAAAUGAGAAAAAUGGACUCAGAUUGAUAUUUAUUAGAUGAUGCCAGGUUUGUAGACUCUGAAGUAUUACAAAACAGUAAAAUGCUUUCAACCCGGUUCAUAUGCACACAGGAAAAGGCAUAAAGUACUUUAAGAUAAGUUCGAUAGGGAUGGAUCAUCA